Messenger RNA from Cannabis sativa, 3785 nucleotides. Its product is annotated as calcium-transporting ATPase 12, plasma membrane-type. Gene Ontology annotation, molecular function: ATP binding; ATP hydrolysis activity; P-type calcium transporter activity. Gene Ontology annotation, cellular component: membrane; intracellular membrane-bounded organelle. NCBI's taxonomy places the organism in Eukaryota, Viridiplantae, Streptophyta, Magnoliopsida, Rosales, Cannabaceae. The coding region runs from base 328 to 3525 and encodes 1065 amino acids. Gene Ontology annotation, biological process: calcium ion transmembrane transport. The record is from RefSeq and is a predicted model, not a curated record. The transcript has a single exon.
GAGCUAGAAUGAACUUUUACCAUUUACAUUGAAUUUAGCAAGGAGAUCAACCACAAUAUUUUUAUUUAUUUUUUAUUUUUCAAAAAAUAAGAUUAAUUGUAUUAUGCACAUAAACCGCCAUAUUGAGGCACGAAACUCCUUUGUUGUUUCCCAAAGGAUGACUUUUCGACGAAAUUCUGUGUGUGUAAGCAUCACAAAAUGGCUGCUGACCAAUCACAGUUAGAUUUUCCUUUUUCUUUUUCGUAUCUAUUUAAGGACUGGGAUUUGCAUACUUUGAAUGAACUUCUUUCUUGGUAUUAGCUCUUACCUUUGUAUAAUUAAUAAACCAUGUCGAGUAUAAACAGAUCACCUAUUAAUUGUGGGAAAUUGCUGUAUGAAUUCACUAAAGCCCAAAAACGAUGGCGCAUGGCUUACAAAGCUAUUUAUUUUGUCCGGAUCAUGCUAUCGCUUCCCAAACAUGUUGUUGUGUCAGAAAUAAGAAGCUAUUCCGAGACCUUGCUCUCACCUUCCAAAACUCCAAACAACACCUCUACUACUACUAAAGCUUCUACUUCAAAAAAUCAUGAAGUCAAUAAAGCCUUUGAUCAUAAACUCAUCAUGGAGAUUGUCAAGGAAAAAGACUUGACAUCUCUACGCAUACAUGGAGGGGCUGAAGCUAUUGCCACCACUCUUGGGACUCACCCUGAGAAUGGAAUCCAAGAAAACGAGGAAGACAUUGACAAACGACGUCGAAUCUUUGGUUCUAAUACUUAUCACAAGCCUCCUCCCAAAGGGUUGUUUUACUUUGUGGUGGAUGCUUUGAAGGACACCACUAUUUUGAUUCUUAUGGUCUGUGCUGCUCUGGCUUUAGGCUUUGGAAUUAAAGAACAUGGUGGAAAGGAAGGUUGGUAUGAAGGUGGAAGUAUCUUUAUAGCUGUGCUGCUUGUUAUUGUUGGCUCAGCUCUUAGCAACUAUAGACAAGAGACUCAAUUUGAUAAGCUUUCUAAAAUAAGCGACAACAUCAAGAUUGAUGUGGUAAGAGGUGGCAGGCGACAAGAAAUUUCUAUCUUCCAUAUUGUGGUUGGAGAUGUUGUUUUGCUUAACAUAGGAGAUCAAAUUCCAGCUGAUGGAUUGUUCUUAAAUGGACACUCAUUGCUAGUUGAUGAGUCAAGCAUGACAGGCGAAAGCGAUCACAUUGAGAUCGAUUCAGUGAAGCAUCCUUUCUUGUUCUCUGGUUCCAAAGUGGCUGAUGGCUAUGGGACCAUGCUGGUGACCUCUGUCGGGAUGAACACGGCUUGGGGGGAGAUGAUGAGCUCCAUAACCCGAGAUACAAACGAGAGGACACCACUACAAGCUAGACUCGACAAACUGACCUCUUCAAUUGGAAAGGUAGGACUUACAGUUGCCUUUUUAGUUCUUGUAGUCAUGUUAGUUCGUUAUUUUACGGGUAAUACUAAAGAUGAAUUUGGGAAAAAAGAGUACAUCAGUGGUAGGACAGAUGUGGAUGAUGUUUUAAACGCGGUUGUUCGUAUAGUGGCAGCUGCGGUCACAAUUGUGGUGGUGGCAAUUCCAGAAGGAUUGCCACUAGCCGUGACUUUAACUCUGGCUUACUCUAUGAAGAGAAUGAUGGCUGAUCAAGCUAUGGUUAGAAAGCUAUCAGCUUGUGAAACUAUGGGAUCAGCAACUAUUAUUUGUACUGAUAAAACCGGUACUUUAACGUUAAACCAAAUGAAAGUUACUAAAUUUUGGCUUGGUCAAGAACAAAUCAAUGAAAAAGAUUAUUCAAAUUCAAUUUCAACAAGUGUUUGUGAACUAUUCUAUCAAGGUGUUGGUUUGAACACCACGGGUACUGUUUACAAACCUGAUCAUUAUGAUCAAUCUAGCAAUGUUCAACUUGAGUUUUCAGGUAGCCCAACUGAGAAAGCUAUAUUAUCUUGGGCUGUUUUGAAUUUGGGUAUGAAUAUUGAAACGUUAAAGCAUGAUUAUGAGAUAUUACAUGUUGAAACGUUUAACUCAGAUAAAAAACGAAGUGGGGUUAUGUUAAAAAAAAUCACAAACGACAAUCUAAAGAUAUAUGUCCACUGGAAAGGAGCUGCGGAGAUGGUUUUAGCAAUGUGCUCGAGUUACUAUGAAAGUAAUGGUAAUAAGAAGCCAUUAGAUGAAGAAGUGAAACAAAAAUUUGAGAAAAUAAUUGAAGGAAUGGCGGCUAGCAGCCUCAGAUGCAUUGCCUUUGCUCAAUGUGAAGUUUCAGAAGAUGAGAUUGAGUAUGUUGAUGAUCAAGAGAAGACACAUAGAAGGCUCAAAGAAGAUGAUUUGACCUUGCUUGGAAUAGUUGGACUUAAAGACCCGUGUAGACCGGGUGUUAAGAAAGCUGUGGAAGCUUGCAAAAAUGCAGGGGUGGCUAUUAAGAUGAUCACAGGGGAUAACGUUUUCACGGCCAAAGCUAUAGCUGCAGAGUGUGGAAUUCUAGAGGUAGCCAGUGGUGAUGAAGCUAGCGAGGGACAAGUGGUAGAAGGCAUUGAAUUUCGAAACUACACGCCAGAAGACAGAAUGAAGAAAAUCAACAACAUCCGAGUAAUGGCAAGGUCAUCCCCAUUUGACAAGCUCUUGAUGGUUCAAUGCCUGAAAGAGCUAGGCCAUGUGGUUGCGGUAACUGGAGAUGGAACAAAUGAUGCACCGGCUUUGAAAGAAGCCGAUAUAGGACUUUCUAUGGGGAUCCAAGGUACUGAAGUGGCUAAGGAGAGCUCAGACAUUGUCAUCUUAGAUGACAACUUCGCUUCAGUGGUCACAGUCUUAAGGUGGGGAAGAUGUGUUUAUAACAACAUACAAAAAUUUAUUCAGUUUCAGCUAACUGUCAAUGUUGCAGCACUUGUUAUAAACUUUAUAGCAGCAGUUUCUGCUGGAGAAGUUCCUCUCACGGCAGUUCAACUUUUGUGGGUGAAUUUGAUUAUGGACACACUUGGAGCUCUGGCUCUAGCCACUGAAAGGCCGAGCAACGAGCUCAUGAAGAAAAGGCCGGUGGGUAGAACAGCGCCUUUAAUAACAAACAUCAUGUGGAGAAACCUGUUGGCUCAAUCUCUCUACCAAAUUGCCAUUCUUUUGUUGUUGCAAUUCAAUGGCGAGUCCAUCUUAAAUGUCUCUAAGGAAGUAAAUGACACCUUGAUAUUCAAUACUUUUGUGCUUUGUCAAGUCUUUAACGAGUUCAAUUCAAGGAGUAUGGAGAAGAAGAAUGUGUUCAAAGGUGUUCAUAGGAACAAACUUUUCUUGGGAAUUAUUGGGUUUACUAUUGUACUUCAAGUGGUGAUGGUGGAAUUUUUAAAGAAGUUUGCUGACACCACAAAUCUCAAUUGGUGGCAAUGGUUGGGUUGCAUUGCAAUAGCGGCUGUCAGUUGGCCAAUUGGUUGGUUUGUGAAGUCCAUUCCAGUUUCAAAUGAACCAAUCUUUGAUUAUCUAAGAAGGAUAUUCAUGUUUAAAAGAAUCACAAUGAUUUUCCAUAGAACAGAAAAUUCUACCUCCACACUUGGGAUUGGGUGCGCUAAAUGUUAAUUUAUUUAGGUGUUCAAAAGGGUUGUCAACUAUUUAUGGAAUCUCGUCUAUUAUUAUUAUUAUUGUUACAUUAGGAUUUAGAAGGGAAAAUAAGAACCAACUGAUUGAUUGUGUUUUUAUUUUCUUUGAGACAGCAGAUACUAAUUUCAAUUGACUCCAGUUGAGAAUUUUGUGUGUUUUUGUGUAAAAGAUCGUAAUUUGUGUACUGUACGGUGAUUACUAAUUUUGAUUAUUUUCAAAUAUAUUACUUAUGUUUACCA